Messenger RNA from Exophiala viscosa, 1330 nucleotides. RefSeq lists its product as uncharacterized. NCBI's taxonomy places the organism in Eukaryota, Fungi, Ascomycota, Eurotiomycetes, Chaetothyriales, Herpotrichiellaceae. The record is from RefSeq and is a predicted model, not a curated record. The transcript has a single exon. Bases 159 to 1157 code for a protein of 332 amino acids.
UGCCCUGUCCGGAUGAAACGUACAUAGUCGCAGAAACAUCCACACAAAGUCAUCAUGUGAAGCGCCUCAUUGGCGGGCGUUGGGAACACGUCUCUUGCCUUGUUAUACUGAACUCGUUCAGAUUCUACGGUGCGCUGGUCAAGUGUGACUGAAUCCUAAUGGCGCAACCACAGCUGAGCAACCUCGUCCGUCUCGCGCCCUUACAAGUCAGCGACCUUCCUUCGCAUCCCGACCUACCCUCUGCGCACGGCGAUCUAGCCACGUUUCUGAUCUCCCUUCUCGACGACGGCACAGCCUUCUUGUCCCCCUCGAACUUCACGCAGUCCUUCAAGUCCCAGUCCACCAAGACAUCCGCGCCGUCCGCCGCACGCGUCGAGAUCCAUACACACAGCGUACCCGCCUCGUCUCUGGCACAAGUUGCCUGGUCAGAGUCUGGUGGGGGCAAAGUCGCGCGCAGUACUCCCAAGAACUUGGGCGCAGGUGCAGAGCACUGGUUCGCCCGCCGCAGCGUGCACAAGGACAUAUCGAGUAAAGACCCCUCUAGCCCAGGCCACGCACGGUUCGCCGAGUUCGUGUACGGUCUGCGCGACGAGCAUAGUAAGCAUGAAGCGGACUUUACUCCGACACUGUACGAUGCGCACUGUGUGCUUGACUGGAAUUCGGCCGUGCAAGACUUAGAACAAAGAGGUGGGGUAGGACGGUAUAAGACGUGUACAUUGGGCAUCUACGAGAUGUGUCAUGCUAUCCCCCCGCCACUGAGUCCGCGGUGUUUCAGCGUUCUUGUAGCGACGGCGAGUGUGGAUGAGGAUUCAUUCGUCGCGGUUACGGUGCCUGUGGACUUGGGGGUUCAUGGGUUCUAUAGUUCGGGAAAGAACGUCAAGGAAGGAAAAGACGCGCAGUCGCGGAAACAGGUGUGUAUGGGGGUCUAUGCUGCUGUUGAGGUUGUGAGAAGGGACCACUCUGAAGGGGAGGUUGAGUGGGUCAUGGCGACGGCGAGUGAUGCUAAGGGGAAUUUGCCCAUGUGGAUGCAGAAGAUGAGUUUGCCGGGUGCGAUCGCGAAGGACGUUGGGUUGUUCUUGAAAUGGAUCAAAACAGUGGAUGAUGGAAAGAUCCAACGAGUUGAUGUGCCAGGGGGGGAGGCUGCUACAAUGAUAUAGGGAUGUUGACAGGACCCGGAAACAGGCUGAAGGUGUAUGAUUUUAUAGAUGGGAUAUAGACACAACGCUGGGGAUGUGACAAGGCCUGAAUAGAUCGCAAUUUCGGCGGGAAGAGAACAGCUUUCAUAAGCAGCUUCAUGCCAUGCCGACCUUACUUACCUCGUGAAGACACU